AUGGAGACUGCAACGAGGACUCACCAACAGAGAAAACUGAUCUCAUCUUUCCUCGAUAUCACCGUUAACCAAACUGUGGAAAUCGCAACACAGUUCCUUGAGGCAACAACCUGGAACCUUGAAGAUGCGAUCAACCUCUUUCUCAUCGCUCGGAGAAACCCUCAUCAUCACCAUGGAGAAGAACUAGUCCCUCUUCCUUUACCUUCGAAGAAGAAUACUCUCUACGACUACGAUCCUUUCAUGUCUCACAACACUUCGGUCGCAGUAUGUCCUGAAGAGAUCUGGGACGACGAGUCGACAUCUGAGGAAUCCGAUUCUAGGUUGUCUUCUUUGUACCGUCCUCCUCCAAGUCUGUUUUUCCACGGUUCGUUUGAAGAUGCGAAAGCAACGUCCUCUAGAGAGGAUCUAUGGUUGCUUGUCUAUGAUGAUACCAGCGAAGGUCAGAAAAUAUCUACUUUCUACAAGAUCGACUCUGUUCCUCCUGUGGUGCUUCUCAUCGAUCCCAUCACUGGCCAGAAGAUGCGUAUGUGGAGCGGUGUGAUUGAACCUCAGGGCUUUCUCGAGGAUUUGAUGAAGUACAUGGAUUCUGGUCCUCACGAACACGUUGCAUCUCUGACAAGCAACAAACGUAUGAAAACAGAGAAGAUCUCCUGUUCAAGUAACAACGCUGAUGAUCAAGACAUGGCUACUUUCUGGGGAAACGCUAUUGAAGAAGAAAAGACUGUAAUCAAAUCUGGAAAGGAGGAGACUUUUACGUCUGAUCGCGUUGUGGCUCCUUCUUGGGGGCCAGAAUUUGAAGACAUAAUGACUUUAUCCGAACAUGAGGAGGAAACUUGUUUGUCAUGCGACCUGCUUGAGUUUCCGGUUUUGACAGAAGAGCCUAAAGCAGACUGUGAUAGAAGCGUUGUGUGCAGUAUUUGUGUUCGAUUUCCAGAUGGGAGAAGAAAGCAGAGGAAGUUUCUCAAGAGCGAACCGAUUCAGCUUCUCUGGUCUUUCUGUUAUUCUCACAUGGAGGAAUCCGAGAAAAAGGAGUUCAAGCUUGUGCAGGCGAUUCCUGGUGCUUCCAAGACUCUGGAUUAUGGAGCUAAGGCCACGUUUGAUCAAUCUGGGAUCGCUAAUUCGAUGAUUUCAGUUACUUGGGAGUGA
This is a messenger RNA of Arabidopsis thaliana (thale cress), 1146 nucleotides long. Its product is annotated as structural constituent of ribosome protein. The record is from RefSeq and is marked reviewed. Lineage: Eukaryota; Viridiplantae; Streptophyta; Magnoliopsida; Brassicales; Brassicaceae. The transcript has 2 exons. The coding region runs from base 1 to 1146 and encodes 381 amino acids.